This is a messenger RNA of Trifolium pratense (red clover), 1537 nucleotides long. Its product is annotated as vicilin-like. The transcript is spliced from 6 exons. The coding region runs from base 18 to 1397 and encodes 459 amino acids. NCBI's taxonomy places the organism in Eukaryota, Viridiplantae, Streptophyta, Magnoliopsida, Fabales, Fabaceae. The record is from RefSeq and is a predicted model, not a curated record.
AUUAAUUCAAAAUCAACAUGGCAAUCAAAGCUCCAUUUCAACUUUUGAUGCUGUUGGGAAUUAUUUCCCUAGCUUCCUCACUCUCUGUCUCUUCUAGACAUGAUCAAGAAAACCCUAACCCUUUUUUGUUUAAGUAUAACCGUUUUCAAACUCUUUUCGAAAACGAAAACGGUCACAUCCGUCUCCUUCAAAGGUUCGACAAACGUUCGGAGAUAUUUGAGAAUCUUCAAAACUACCGUCUUUUGGAAUAUAAUUCUAAACCUCACACACUCUUUCUUCCACAACAUAAUGAUGCUGACUUUAUCCUUGCAAUUCUAAGUGGGAGAGCCAUUUUAACCGUGUUGAACUCCAAUGAUAGAAAAUCCUUUAACCUUGAGCGCGGUGAUACAAUUAAACUUCCUGCUGGCACCAUUGCUUAUUUGGCAAACCAAGAUGACAAGCAAGAUCUUAGAGUAUUAGAUCUCGUCAUCCCACUAAACAAACCCGGUCAAUUUCAGUCUUUCUUACUUUCCGGAAGUGAAAACGAACAAUCCUUCUUAUCUGGGUUCAGCAAGAACAUUCUAGAGGCCUCCUUCAAUGCUGAUUAUGAGGAGAUAGAGAGGGUCCUUAUAGAAGAGCGAGAGAAAGAGCCACAACACAGAAGAGACCUUAGGGAUAGGAGGAGACAUCAAAGCUCGGAAGCAAAUGUAAUAGUCAAAGUAUCAAGGGAACAAAUUGAGGAAUUGAGCAAAAAUGCUAAGUCUAGCUCCAAAAAAAGUGCAUCUUCUGAAUCUGAACCAUUCAACUUGGGAAACCGCGACCCUAUUUAUUCCAACAAGUUUGGCAACUUCGUUGAAAUCACCCCAGAGAAAAAUCCACAACUACAAGACUUAGGUAUACUUGUCAAUGCAGUGGAGAUUAAAGAGGGAUCUCUUUUGUUGCCACACUACAAUUCAAGGGCCACACUUAUUGUAGCAGCUGUUGAAGGAAAAGGAGAAUUUGAACUUGUGGGCCAAAGAAAUGAGAAUCAACAGGAGCAAAGAGAAGAAGAUGAGGAAGAGGAAGAAGAAGGACAAGACAGAAGCAGACAAGUGCAAAGGUACAGAGCUAGAUUGUCUCCAGGUGAUGUCUUUGUGAUUCCAGCAGGUCAUCCAGUUGCUGUGAGUGCUUCUUCAAAUCUCUAUUUAGUUGGAUUUGGUAUCAAUGCUGAGAACAAUCAGAGAAACUUCCUCGCAGGUGAGGAGGACAAUGUGAUAAGCCAGAUACAUAGACCAGUGAAAGAGCUUGCAUUCCCAGGAUCUGCUCAACAAGUUGAUAGACUAUUAAAGAAUCAAAAGCAAUCUUACUUUGCAAAUGCCCAGCCUCAACAAAGAAAGGAAGAAAGUCAGAGGAAAAGGGGUCAUGUAUCUUCAAUUUAGGGAGUUUUCAAUGAGUGAUCAAAUAAUAUGAAUGUAUGCUAUAAAGAGCUAUACUACUAGCUCAUAGUGAGCAAAAAAAAUAAAACGGCUUUUCUUGUAGCAAUAACUAGAGUUCUACUUUUCUACCAUGAAUAAAUAAA